AUGUCUUCGAUUAACAUCGCAACUCUUCCCCGAAUGAGCCGGGAUGCUCUAUCCGCGCUGCUCCUGUCCACCAGCACCCCCAGUAAACUAGCUAUCGUCGACGUCCGCGAUUCAGACCACAUCGGCGGCCACAUUUGCGGCUCCACCUGGGUCCCCAGCUCCACGCUCGAGCUACGCAUCCCCGAACUCGUGCGCACCCUCAAGGACAAAGAAACUGUCGUCUUUCAUUGCGCCCUCAGCCAGCAGCGCGGCCCGUCUGCUGCGCUGCGCUAUGCGCGGGCGCGCGAGGGCGCUGUUGGAGCGGAGGAGAGCCAUAACCAGAAGGUUUAUGUUUUGGAGGGUGGAUUUGUACAGUGGCAGGAGAAGUUUGGAAAUGAUAAGAGGUUGACGGAAGCUUAUGUGGAGGAUAUUUGGAGGGAGUAUUGA
This is a messenger RNA of Aspergillus ruber CBS 135680, 426 nucleotides long. RefSeq names its product phosphatase YCH1. Gene Ontology annotation, cellular component: nucleus; cytoplasm. The record is from RefSeq and is a predicted model, not a curated record. The transcript has 2 exons. Gene Ontology annotation, molecular function: protein tyrosine phosphatase activity. NCBI's taxonomy places the organism in Eukaryota, Fungi, Ascomycota, Eurotiomycetes, Eurotiales, Aspergillaceae. Bases 1 to 426 code for a protein of 141 amino acids.